Molecule: messenger RNA, 708 nt
Organism: Punctularia strigosozonata HHB-11173 SS5
Lineage: Eukaryota; Fungi; Basidiomycota; Agaricomycetes; Corticiales; Punctulariaceae
Exons: 2
Coding region: 1-708 (235 amino acids)
Molecular function (GO): catalytic activity
Source: RefSeq, a predicted model, not a curated record
AUGGCGACGCAUAUCUACGCCCUAUGCCAGGCCGCGGACUUGCGCGCGAUGCAGGUCGAGUUCCGCAAAGAGCUCUUCGAGCUGAUUCGCGCAGAGACUGUCGCGCGCUUCGCCUUCGUCGCCGACUCGCCCGAAUUCGAGGCAGGUCUGCUGCUCGCGCUGCGGAACAGGGUGGUAGUGCUGUUGAACGAGACCGUCGACCAGGACGCACGCCCGCGCUUCCACAAGGUAUUCACCGGGCUCACUGCGACGCUCUCGAGCAAGCUGGUCGAGGUCGACGCGGGCGUGAAGCUCGGCGACGUCGACGCGUGGAGGGCGGCCCUCGUCGAAAAGGCGACGGAGACAUUCGUGCGCUUGCGCGAGGCAUACCAGCCAGGGCCGGAGUCGCUUGCGAGCCAGAUCUUGGGCAAGACGAGGACACUGAACGCAUUUGUGCGCGGGGAGCUCGGCGUGAAGAUGCACUGCGGUGACCCUGUCAAGGACGCGACGAAGAUCGGUACGGAGAUCAGCAAGAUUUUCCGCGCGUUCGAGACGCCGAGAAUGGGCGAGGUGCUGCUGGAGAUUAUGCAGGGCCGGAUCUCUGGAUCCGCUACCAAUGGGCAUGCGAACGGUCAUGCCGAUGGACAUGCGAAUGGACAUGCGAACGGCCACGCCAACGGGGCGAACGGCGCGAAGCUGAAUGGAAAUCACAACGGUUACAUACACUAA